Messenger RNA from Strongylocentrotus purpuratus (purple sea urchin), 7226 nucleotides. Its product is annotated as fibropellin-1. Lineage: Eukaryota; Metazoa; Echinodermata; Echinoidea; Camarodonta; Strongylocentrotidae. Gene Ontology annotation, molecular function: calcium ion binding. Bases 178 to 5634 code for a protein of 1818 amino acids. Gene Ontology annotation, cellular component: plasma membrane; protein-containing complex. The record is from RefSeq and is a predicted model, not a curated record. The transcript is spliced from 42 exons. Gene Ontology annotation, biological process: heterophilic cell-cell adhesion; establishment or maintenance of epithelial cell apical/basal polarity.
AUGCUGAGUAGAUCUUCGGUGCACUGUACUUGCAAAGUUUUGGGUGUGACGUUUCGGUCGUAACUUUUACAACAGUAUUCAUCGACAACUCGAACUCAUCACCGUUUAACUUUGCUACAUGAACCAAUGUUAAACUCUGGGAUUUUUAAUUUCUAGUCUUCUUAGGUGGCUAAUAACAUGGAAAUGUUCCUGAAACUAUGGCUCGGGAUAAUUUUCUCGGUCACUUUCUACUGUGGGAUAUUUGUCGUAGGACUACCGACGGGAGCACCCAAUUCGGCAUGCGCAGAUCUUGCUCCUGGACACAGGGACAAUCUAAGUGUGCUGAUCGAACCCCAAACCGGAACGCAAUCGCCAUUCGUAAUCUUCGUAACUGAGUCGACAUAUGACACAACAAGUAGUGUAACAGUGUCAAUACUUCGGAACAGUGGUCCCUCAGUCUAUUCAUCCGAGUACUUUAAAGGGCUCGCAUUGAAAGCUGUGGCGCAUGUGCCAGGCGCGGAAUCCUCCACCAAACCGGCCAUAGGAGUCUUCACUUCAAUAGGAAACGGUUUCAAAUAUGGAAGCUGCACCACUUUAAAUCAAAUGGUAACUCAUGAUAACAUUACGGAGAAAAGAUUACGGCAGGACUUCACUUGGCAAGCCGAUAGACCGUAUGGAGAUAUCCAGUUUACAUCGACUGUCGCUGUAGAACGUGAAAUAUAUUUUACAAACGUACAGACUAACGUUUUGACUUUUAGUGGCGAUUCUUGUGCUUCAACUCCAUGUCAAAACCAGGGUACCUGUACUAUAAGUGGAAACUCGUACAACUGCGACUGCACGACAGGUUUUGAUGGUACCAAUUGUCAACUGAUGAACCCUUGUUUCUCUACGAAUAACCCUUGCAUGAAUGGAGGCGGAUGUACCUAUGGGAUCCAGAAUGGUCCACCUGAAGCAGCCGUUCCCGUAUGCACUUGCUCUUCACCUUGGACAGGAGAUACGUGUGAAAUAUAUAUUGGAUGUAACUCAAACCCCUGCCAGAAUGGGGGUACGUGCUUCAUUGCUGGCUCAGACGCGAGCUUUUUUUGUCGGUGCCUAACUGGUUUCAAUGGAGACACGUGUGGAAAUCAAAUCCUAGGAUGCAGUACCGAUCCCUGCGUCAAUGGAGCGUGUACAGACCUAGCUGGUGGCAACUAUCAGUGCGAUUGUCAGGCCGGUUGGAUGGAUACUAACUGUGAUGUUGAUAUCAACGAAUGUCUAGCUACUCCAUGUGUCAACGGAGACUGUAUAAAUAAUAACGGUGGAUUUACGUGUAGUUGCAGAGCGGGAUGGGCUGGACCACUAUGUCAAACAGCACUCUCACCUUCGCAGCCAUGCUACUCUAACCCAUGCCAAAACCAAGCCGCUUGCAUCGAUGAUCCAUUCAAUUAUUACUCAUGUUAUUGUACAAAUGGAUUUUACGGAACAAACUGUGAACAGACACAAAUUAAUAUGAUCACAUACUUUACAGCCAUAUCGGGUCUAAUCCAGAGCCCUGAUUACCCAGACGUGUACCCUUCAAAAUACACAGGCUACUACUCUGUCAAGGUCCAUGGCGCUGUAUCAAUCGCCUUCGACUUUCUUUUCUUUGAAAUUGAGUUCAACAAAGACGCUUUAUAUUACGGUACUGAUCCUUCCCUCAGUAUUACCAUGGACGAAUUCCAUGGAAACCUGUCUAACUUUAAAUUUGAAGUGGAUGGAGAUUUCGCCUGGUUCUUGUUAGAAACGGACAGAAACAACGCAGCGCCAUGGGACAUAUCGAGCGGUUUCAACAUCCAGUAUGUGGCAGAAAUCGAUUACUGCGUAUCUAAUUCAUGUGUAAAUGGAGCUACCUGUGUUAAUGGAAACGACACCUAUACGUGCCAGUGUAAUAAUCUGUGGGAAGGUCAAUUUUGCGAGAUCGACUUACCCUGUACUAUUGACCCGUGCAAUGGUAACGGUGUAUGUAGCGUUCAAAAUGGUGCAGCUGCAUGCACGUGCUUCUCUGGUUUUCUUGGAAGUUUCUGCAAUAUCGAUGACCCAUGUUUGCCCGAACCUUGUAUGAAUGCCUGUACCUGCAGUGUAACCAGUACUUUCACAGCCUUAUGUUCCACCACAAAUACCUACGUCACGGGCCAAUUUUGUGAAACCGUUCACCCAUGCAUUGAUGCACAGCUAUGUCGGAAUGGUGGAGCGUGUAAUCCAAUAGGAGCGACACUGGCAUAUCAAUGUACUUGCCCUUUUGGAUUCAUCGGGAGGAAUUGUGAAUAUGAUGACCCGUGUGUGCCAGUUAACCCUUGCCAAAAUGCAGGGACCUGUAAUCCUUCGUUUGACAACUUCGGGUCAACUUUUACCUGUACGUGUGCACUGGGCCAGUUUUGGACAGGAACCCUCUGCAGUACGCCGUCUGGAUGUACAAAUAUCCAGUGUGAGAAUAACGGCAAUUGUAUUACCGAUCCUGGCACUGGAGGGUUCGAAUCUUGUGCCUGCACUUCUGAAUAUUAUGGAGUAUUUUGUGGUAAUGCAUACCCAUGUACCAACGACCCGUGCAAUGGACGAGGUAGUUGUACUAAUAUUGGGACAGUUGCUCCCUUCUCCUACCAGUGUACUUGCUCUUCACCAUACAUUGGAAUCACAUGCGCAUAUGAGGAUCCUUGUCACUUGACUAACAAUCCAUGUCGGAAUGGUGGAACGUGUUCAUACGUGUUUCCUGUAACAGGCACGAUCAAUGCUCCCACUGUGCAGUGCUCCUGUCUAGCAAACAUGUACUAUGGAGCCAAUUGCGAGUCUGCUUUUCCAUGUAAUAGUAAUCCCUGUCAAUUUGGAGGUACUUGCACCAACGUGGGAUUUUUUAAUUACGACUGCAAUUGUAUUAAUCCCUACAUUGGAGAAAGCUGUCAAGCAGUUGAACCGUGCAACUCCAACCCGUGUUUGAACGGUGGAAUCUGCAGUGGCUCUGUAAACGCCGGCACUACAACUACUUCAUACUCAUGUGCAUGUGAAGGGGUGUGGGGUGGACAAAGGUGCGAAGUUGGUGCAUGCUCACCGACGAACCCAUGUAUGAAUGGAGGAACUUGCCUGUCCAACGCGGAUGGUACCUUCCAAUCUUGCCAAUGCCUGGCGGGAUAUACUGGUAGCAUUUGUGAAACUGAGAUUCCGUGUUAUGUAACCAGAAACCCAUGCCAGUUUGGAGGGUCAUGUACAUCAACUAACCAGGACCAAAGCUUUCUCUGCACUUGCAUUACCGGAUAUCUUGGAGAUACAUGUCAAUUCGUAUCGCCGUGCUUUUCUGGGCCAUGUGAAAACAGUGGUGUCUGCGAUACCAUUGACAGAGGUCUUUCAACACCCUCCUAUACUUGCUCCUGUGCCCCAGAAUACUACGGACCCAUGUGCCAAAAUUCCAAGUCGUGUCUUCUUGAUCCUUGUCAGAAUGGAGGUGCAUGUUCGCAAGUUACAAACACCUUUCAUACGUGUUCUUGCUCCUCACAAUUCACUGGGAAUCGAUGCCAGUAUGAUGACCCAUGCAGAGUAACACCAUGUCUGAACGCCGGAGUAUGUACCCUUACUUUCGACGGCUCCAACAGAGUCUGUUCUUGUGUGAAUUCCUGGACUUCAGAUGAUUGCUCCAUAGCUGGCGGAUGCAACCCUACCACACCAUGCAUGAGUGGUGGUACAUGUGUCCAUGACAUCAGUACAGGGAGUUUUGUACGAUGCGACUGUUUACCUGGAUAUGUAGGCUCGUUUUGCCAAGACAGACUAGCCUGUCAAAAUGGACCGUGCCUUAACGGUGGAGCGUGUGUGGAUGACGCAACUACUCUUACAUACACGUGUAACUGCCUUUCAACUUAUGUGGGCAUGAAUUGCCAAUAUCCGAAUCCGUGCUCCAACAACCCUUGUCAAAAUGGCGCUCAAUGUGAAGUUGUAUUAACAGCCACCGGAGCUCAGGCCUCAUGUCAAUGUACAGAUUCAUGGACCGGAGACUUGUGCACAAUACCCAGAGGAUGUAACCCUAGCCCCUGCGUAGGAGGCACAUGUGAGCACAACUCUGCCACUGGAGAAUUUUCCCGGUGUUCCUGUCCAUCCACACGUCUCGGCGAGUUUUGUCAAUUUGAAAACCCAUGCAACUCUGAUCCAUGCCAGAACGAAGGCAUGUGUGAGUCGGUUGUGCCAGCAACGGGCCUGCCACCUGUCUACUCGUGUAUGUGUCUCAACGAAUGGUCUGGAGUUAACUGUGAGCUUGCUGGUGGAUGUUUGGGGUCAGUUUGCCGGAAUGCAGGUACUUGCGUGUCUGAUCCGACUACUGGAGAGCACAUACGAUGUGAUUGCACUUCUUCCUUUUCAGGCGAAUUCUGUCAAAUAGCGAAACCCUGCACCGCAAUGCCGUGUCAGAAUGGUGCACGGUGUGUAUCAAUCAGUGACAAUGACUAUACUUGUGAGUGUACAGAAGGAUGGGUUGGACGCCACUGCAACAUUGAUGAUCCGUGUACUCCGAACCCCUGUCUCUACGGAGGUACAUGUCAGUCUACAGACCAAGGCACCUAUUCUUGUACAUGUAGAACCGGCUUUAGUGGACCAACAUGUGAAGAUGCUGUUCUAUGCGAGAGUCGUCCAUGUCUGAACAACGGACAAUGCAGUGUGAAUAAUGCGGGAACACAGGUUUUAUGCGACUGCCCGAUUCUGUUCUCUGGACCCCUCUGUGAAGAAUCUGAUGAGUGUGCCACCAAUCCCUGCAGAAAUAAUGGAAUAUGCCGAUCAAAUGGAGUUACCUUUACAUGUCAAUGCGAUAUCAAUUACACAGGAGAUCGUUGCGAAAACCUAGUGUCCGUGGUGAGAUGUAACGAGGAAUGUAGCGGUAACGGAGCCUGUAUUCCAGAUGAGGAUGGUAACUUUGUGUCGUGUGAUUGUUUUACUGGCUUUACUGGACAAAAUUGUCAGACACAAGUGUCGCCGUGUGAUAGUAUACAAUGUUUGAAUGGUGGGACUUGCUUUACAGCCGCGAAUAAUGGGUUUGUUUGUUCCUGCAAUAGUGGCUUCUCUGGAACGCUAUGUGACAUAACAAACACUGGUACACCUACUUGUAGUAAUGCAAACACAUGCUUUGGUAACGGACAGUGUGUGCUUUCGGGCAGUACUGUGAGCUGCGAUUGCAAUUCUGGAUACACUGGACAAUUCUGUCAAACAAUGGAUACAGUCGCAUCACAGUGUAAUGAAGUUGUGUGUUUGAAUGGAGGAUCAUGCUUUCAGAGCACGACUACUGGUGAAUAUAUCUGUACCUGUAUAGCUGGCUUUACAGGAGACACAUGUGGAAAUGAUAUUCGAGCUUGCAGUCCAAAUCCUUGCCGUAAUAAUGGCUUCUGCUCAGCGACUGGUAAUGACUACAGAUGUGCUUGCUUGAAUGGCUACACUGGAACAAAUUGCGAUGUACCAACUAGCGCCAGUUGCUCACCCGACCCCUGUCAAAAUGGAGGAAAGUGUUUAAUCUCUUCAAAUGGAGCAGAACCUACAUGCAGUUGUCCAGUCGGAUACAGCGGCACCUCUUGUCAAAUCCCUCCAGUAGGUGCCCAUGCCACCAACAUAAAGAUGUCAGCUUGGGCCCUCCUGCUUGGCAUUAUCACGCUGCUAAUGGGUCUUUACCAGUGAUACUAUACCAAACACCUACUGGUCCGGAGCUCGCUAAAUCACAGUCAUUUACCAUUAAAAAGUUGCCAAAUUACAGUUGGAAUGAGGGAUAUUGAAAGAAAGCAUUUUGUUAUUAUUUGUAUCAUAUUUCUUCCUAGGACAGAGUUGGCUACUUUAAAACACACACACAUAUAAUUAUAUGGUCACUGAAUCAUAGGUUCAUUUCUACACUUUAUAUUUAAAUGUUUCAAGAGUAAUCUUAAUUUCAGUAUUUAUCUUGUUAGUUGUAUUAUCAUGGUUAUGGCUUUCAUAAAAACUUAAUGUCUUAACUUUUUUCUUCUACCUCUUCUUCUACUUUAAAAAAAAGUGUCUUCUUAUUUUUUACUUAUUUUUCUUCUUUAUAAUUAUUAAAUAACAGUUACAUGGGUUGGAUUAGAUUUGAUUGUAAUAGGAUAAAAUAUAUUGAAAUUUCUACAGAGUCUCUUUUCCCUCCAUCUCCCUCCUCUCUCUCUCUCUCUCUCUCUCUCUCUCUUUAAAUGCAUUAACAAUGUAACAUGUUUUACCCUCAUACCCCCACUUUAUAUCUUAAUACUACUUAGUCAACGUUAUGUAUAUUUUUUAUUGGGGUUUCAAGAUACUAAACUGCAUGCAGAGGGUCUAUACUAAUGCAUGUAAUGAUCACAUCGAUUGUAGGAUAUUAUACCUUUUUUUUUUAAGGUUUCAUUUAUUUUUGCUAUUAAUUAAGUACUGUACUUGGUGUAAGCAUUACGAUUAUCAUGCAUGAACAAAAUGUUAUUACUCUUGUCUUUUCAUGUAAGAACAGUUUUGAAGGCUGUUUAAUAUAUAUAUCCUUUUUUAGCUAUGGUUUAUAUACUAUUCUUUGUGGUGGUGGAUUUUAGUAUUACAUUCAGGACAAAAUUACUUCUAUUAUACGUAUGGUAAAUGAAUAAUGUAAAAGUAAUAAUUCAAUUAAAACGAGCAUCAAAAAAAAUAUAGGCCUACGAUAUACAUAUAUGAAAUUGUUUUUUUCUUCUAAAUCUCUAUUGUUUAUGUUAUAUCUGUUAUGCUAUUAUGAUGAAAUACAAUGUAUAGACCUCUAGUAGAGUAAUCGCGAAAUAUUAUUAAUGCCAAGGAUAUAAGGUUAAAACUGUGUACCUUUGACUUAAAUUAGAUUUGACAGAUAGAAUUACUGGAGAACCACUAUAUAUUUUUCAUAGUAUCGGUACCACUAACUUUAUAUAAUUAGGAGGGGAAUGUUUUGUACAUCCAAACAAAACUGACCUAUCUACCAACGCUAAGUACAAAUACAAUGCAACUUAUGAUUCACAUGUACGUGUACAUUCAUAUCAUGUUACAGGGUACAGCACAUCUCAACUCCUACUAAAACAAUGAACUGAUACUUGUUUAAUGAUAUAAUAAUACAGUCAGUCUGUAUACAGUCAUGUUUAGACAGAUAAUUGUUUGAGACAUCAAUAGUAAUGUAUAUUCGUUAUAUUUUGGCUAAAGCAGGAUCUCCAGGUUUCCUAUUUAUAUCAGUACUGCUACAGAACAUUUGUAACGGUGGUGGCAUGAACAAUAUACAAAGAAAUAUAUUUUAUUAAACUACAUGCAUA